Ochotona curzoniae (black-lipped pika) is the source of this 2434-nucleotide messenger RNA. It is a transcript of the gene MCCC1, whose product is annotated as methylcrotonyl-CoA carboxylase subunit 1. Lineage: Eukaryota; Metazoa; Chordata; Mammalia; Lagomorpha; Ochotonidae. Gene Ontology annotation, cellular component: mitochondrion. The record is from RefSeq and is a predicted model, not a curated record. Gene Ontology annotation, molecular function: metal ion binding; methylcrotonoyl-CoA carboxylase activity; ATP binding. The transcript is spliced from 19 exons. The coding region runs from base 54 to 2231 and encodes 725 amino acids.
GCACGGGUGCGACUCGGCUGCCUGUCUGCUGGCUCUCGGUCGCUCUCCCGGCUAUGGCGGCGGCCUCUACGGCGGCGGUGCUGCUGCUGGCGGCGGAGAGGCACAGGUGGCAGCGUCUGCCGAGACUCCUGCUGCCGCCGAGGAGAUGGGCUUGGAAGCAAAGAACCAUGAAGUAUGCAACAACCACAGGAAGAAACAUUACCAAGGUCCUCGUUGCAAACAGAGGAGAAAUUGCCUGCAGGGUGAUGCGAACAGCCAAAAAAAUGGGUGUACAGUCCGUAGCUGUUUACAGUGAGGCCGACAGGAAUUCCAUGCAUGUAGAUAUGGCUGAUGAAGCUUACUUUAUUGGCCCUGCUCCCUCCCAGCAGAGCUACCUUUCUAUGGAGAAGAUUAUCCAAGUGGCCAAGAUUUCUGCUGCACAGGCCAUCCAUCCCGGAUAUGGUUUUCUUUCAGAAAACAUGGAAUUUGCCGAUCUUUGUAAACAGGAAGGAAUUAUUUUUAUAGGCCCUCCUUCAUCUGCAAUUAGAGACAUGGGUAUAAAGAGCACAUCAAAAUGCAUAAUGGCUGCUGCUGGGGUGCCUGUGGUGGAAGGUUAUCACGGCGAGGAGCAGUCAGACCAGUUGCUGAAGGAACACGCAAGGAGAAUCGGUUACCCCGUCAUGAUUAAAGCCGUCCGGGGCGGAGGAGGGAAAGGCAUGAGGAUCAUUAGGUCAGAAGAAGAAUUUCAAGAGCAGCUGGAAUCUGCACGGAGAGAGGCUAAGAAAUCUUUCAAUGAUGACACUGUGCUGAUUGAGAAGUUUGUAGACACACCCAGGCACAUAGAAGUCCAGGUGUUCGGUGACCACCAUGGCAAUGCCGUGUACUUGUUUGAAAGGGACUGCAGUGUGCAGAGGCGCCAUCAGAAGAUCAUUGAGGAGGCCCCGGCGCCUGAUAUUAAGCCUGAAGUAAGAAAAAAGCUUGGAGAAGCUGCAGUCAGAGCUGCUAAAGCUGUAAAUUAUGUUGGAGCAGGAACAGUGGAGUUUAUAAUGGACUCAAAGCAUAAUUUCUACUUCAUGGAGAUGAAUACAAGGCUGCAAGUGGAGCAUCCUGUCACUGAAAUGAUCACAGGAACUGACUUGGUGGAGUGGCAGCUUAGGAUUGCAGCAGGAGAGAAGAUCCCCUUGAGCCAGGAAGAAAUAACCCUGCAGGGCCAUGCCUUUGAAGCAAGAAUAUAUGCCGAAGAUCCUAACAAUAACUUCAUGCCGUUGGCUGGGCCCUUGGUGCAUCUCUCAACCCCUCAAGCAGACUGUUCCACUAGGAUUGAAACUGGAGUACGGCAAGGAGAUGAAGUUUCAGUGCAUUAUGACCCCAUGAUCGCAAAGCUGGUGGUUUGGGCAGCCGAUCGCCAGGCGGCCCUGAUGAAGCUGAGGCACAGCCUUCAUCAGUACAACAUUGUUGGCCUGCACACCAACAUUGACUUCCUGCUCAGCCUGUGCGGCCACCCGGAGUUUGAAGCCGGGAACGUGCACACCAACUUCAUCCCUCAGCACCACCGAGAGUUACUGCCCAGCUGGAAGGCUGCUGCCAAGGAGUGGCUGUGCCAGGCAGCCCUGGGGCUUAUCCUGCAGGAGAAAGCCACGACGGAUGCCUUCGGACUCCAGACACAAGAUCAGUUCUCUCCAUUUUCACUCUGCAAUGGAAGAAGACUGAAUGUCGAGUAUAUCAGAAACAUGACACUUAGAGAUGGUAAAAACAAUGUAACCAUAGCUGUAACAUAUAAUCAUGAUGGGUCAUACAGCAUGCAGAUUGAAGAUAAAACUUUCCACGUCCAUGGUAAACUUUCUAGUGAGGGAGGCUGCACUUACCUGAAGUGUUCCGUUAAUGGAGUUGCCAGUAAAGCCAAGCUGAUUAUCCUGGAAAACACUGUUUACCUAUUUUCCUUGGAAGGGAGUAUCAAGUUUGACAUUCCAGUACCCAAAUAUCUAUCUUCAGUGAGCUCAGAGGGGCCUCAAGGAGGUGCUAUCGCUCCUAUGACCGGAACCAUUGAGAAGGUUUUUGUGAAAGUUGGGGACAAAGUGAAGGCUGGAGAUUCCCUGAUGGUCAUGAUCGCCAUGAAGAUGGAGCAUACCAUAAAGUCUCCAAGAGACGGCACCAUAAAGAAAGUCUUCUACCAAGAAGGUUCUCAAGCCAACAGACACACUCCCUUGGUCAAGUUUGAGGAGGAGGAAACUGACAAAAGGGAAACAGAGUAAACCCCAUCAAAGAAAUGGCCAGUUCUGCACUUUCUUAGCCCUGUCUGGAAAAAUAAAAUGCCUCCUGCUUUCCUGGGGUUCCUAUAAGGAGUAGUUUCUACCAAAUGAUGGCGUGAUUGUGUUAAAACACUUUCAUAUUUAGGAACCAUGCACUUGAGUCACAAAUAAAAUGAUCUCAAAAUAUUUCAGACUAAUAAAAUUGA